UAUCUUUCAUAAUAGAAACACCAAAACCAACUUUGAGAAAACAUGGGCUCUCAAAUGGCCUUUAUUACUCUCACCAUUGCAUUAACAUUACUUUCUCUCACUUUGCCAUCUCAAGCAAACAACUACGUCUAUUCAUCUCCACCACCACCACCUAAGCCUUACUACUACCACUCUCCACCACCACCGGUGCACUCACCUUCUCCACCUUACCAUUAUAGUUCACCACCACCACCAGUGCACUCACCUCCUCCACCUUAUCAUUACAGUUCACCGCCACCACCAAAGAAGUCAUACAAAUACUCUUCUCCUCCACCACCAGUUUACAAAUAUAAGUCACCUCCUCCUCCCGUUUACAAGUACAAGUCACCACCACCUCCGGUUAAGAAACCAUAUAAGUACUCAUCACCACCUCCACCAGUUUACAAAUACAACUCACCUCCUCCACCUUACAAAUAUAUAUCUUCUCCUCCAACACCUGGAAAGCCAUUCAAGUUCCCACCUCCUCCUCACAAAUAUAUAUCUUCUCCUCCAACACCUGGAAAGCCAUUCAAGUUCCCACCUCCACCAACACCCGUUUACAAAUAUAAGUCUCCUCCUCCACCUGUAUACUCACCUCCUCCUCCUUACAAGUACAUAUCUCCCCCAACACCAGGAAAGCCAUUUAAGUUUCCACCUCCACCAACACCCGUUUACAAAUAUAAGUCCCCUCCUCCACCUGUCUACUCACCACCACCAAUUUACAAAUAUAAGUCUCCUCCUCCACCAGUCUACUCACCACCUCCACCACAUUAUGUCUACUCUUCACCUCCUCCACCCGUCUAUUCCCCACCUCCACCACAUUACAUCUAUGCAUCACCUCCUCCUCCUUACCACUACUAGAUAGUGGCUUACCAUAGUAUCCCAUGGAUUUGAGGGAAAUAUAUAUUGGAAAUAAAGAGAACAUAGUGCAAAGCAGGAAGAUGCAUUUCAGUUUCACAAUAUACAAGGAAAAAAACAACGGAAGGAAAGUUUCCAUGCACUAUGUCUCAAGAAAAGUCGCUAUUCUUUUCUCAUUUGUUAUGUUAUGAAUUAUUAUUCUCAUUAUUAGAGUGCUUGGUUUUUGAAUUUUGACAAUUGUAAGGCACUGUGUGUAAUAUCAUAAAUGAAUAAAGCUUUUUUAUUUUGCAACUCA
Messenger RNA from Vicia villosa (hairy vetch), 1171 nucleotides. RefSeq names its product extensin-2-like. The record is from RefSeq and is a predicted model, not a curated record. Gene Ontology annotation, biological process: plant-type cell wall organization. Bases 43 to 879 code for a protein of 278 amino acids. NCBI's taxonomy places the organism in Eukaryota, Viridiplantae, Streptophyta, Magnoliopsida, Fabales, Fabaceae. Gene Ontology annotation, molecular function: structural constituent of cell wall. The transcript has 2 exons.